Messenger RNA from Astrephomene gubernaculifera, 3509 nucleotides. The record is from the annotation of a GenBank genome assembly. NCBI's taxonomy places the organism in Eukaryota, Viridiplantae, Chlorophyta, Chlorophyceae, Chlamydomonadales, Astrephomenaceae.
GUAUCUUAUCUGCCCUUCAAAAUUACAUAUAGCAUUUACAUCCGGAGAAGGGAGCAGUAACUUCUUAUAUUUUACUCGCCUCACGAUUACGUUUACCACGUCAUAUGCCUGCAACCUUGACGUUAGACCAACACCAUGCCACGCCACCGCACACAGUCGCAAACAGGAUCAUCACAUAUUGCCCAGUUAUGCAGAGAGGGUUGGAUUAAACUGUUAAGGUUUUGCCACGAAGAUUGCGCCAAUGACUACUGGGAGCAGCUUGCCGAAGCAGCAGAGCGUCUGCUUUCCUGCAGUAGUCGUGUAGAAAAGCUAUCCGAUUUAGGCUCUCUCUGGCGUUCCGCAGAAUCACAGCUUGCUUUCCUCGGGCUGUAUGACAGGACGCUCCGCGCCCUUCUUAGCACUGAUUCGGUUGUGAGCGGCGAUGCCAGUGAUAACGCACAUCGCGCAAGCAGCAGCAGGACUUUGGGCGACGCUUGCACUCGGGUAGGCAUAGCGAUGACUAAGAUGCUGAAGCAGCUCUUCCGCUUCAAUUGCGUCGAGUGGAGAACCUGUCGUGAAGUUUCCUGGAAUGGGGUUGGCAUCAUGGACGUGGUCGCAUCAGUGGCGCGCGCUUGUAUUCGAUCAGACAUGUUACCUCUUCUGAGCCGGCUCGUCGCCCAGCACUGGUUCACCAGUGUUAAAGAGCAGUUAUCGUGGUACGAGGCUAUCGCUUGUCUGCUGGAGAGUUUGCUGUCCUUCGCCAAUCGGCAUUCGCACGACCGUGAUGGCGGCAGCAGCAGCACCAGCAGUCAAGGCGGCAGCAGCGGCGAAAACUCUGCGCUGAUCCACGAGCUUUUCCAAAGCCUGGAAAACAGCUAUUUAUUGGAGCACCUCGCGCGGGGCUUGUUGCUACACCACAAAGACGCUACUUGCGGUGCGGCCUCUACAUCCACUAACACCCAGGCCCCUGGCAAUACCUCCUCAUCAUCACCUGCCCUGGGAGGGGCGGCAGGUGAUGCACUGCGCUGCGUACUUGGGGCGGUAGAAGUUCAGCUCCUGACAUGUAGGAAAGUCAGCAGGGACAACGCCUUGGCCGCGUUUUGCCCCUUGGGCGAGUGCGUCCAGUACCUCCUGGUCGCCCAUGUUGCAGCGCAGUUGCAUGCCGCCGAGGCCUUUGAGGGCGCCCCCAUUGACGAUGGCCGCGACCUGAAUGUUGGUGGCCUUGGUGGUGGCGGCAGCAGCAGCACAGCAACUAUGUACGGCCUUGCUGCUGACGCCCUGCCGCCUAUCCUUCAGCAGCGCUGCAAGUGCAACCGAUCAGGCUGCAAGGCUGGGUCAGAUGUGUUGUGCACCGGCUUUUUCCACAACAUCAUGUUGUACUGGGCCGCGGCGCUCAAGCAGGAUGAAGAAACGCAGCAAAGGCAGGUGAUUGGUCCGAGGGCCAUGCUAGCUUUGAGCAUGCGGCUGGCGAAGGUGUCCUUGCUAUGGUGGCAGGUGUCUACCGGCAAGCCGCUCAAGUUUCGAAAGGACCAGGCUGUGUCGGCAACAGGGGCUGCAGUACCCCGAGCCGCCGAGGCGGGGGCACCACCGCCGCAGCAGGCGCGGCGGCUUACCCAGAAGCAGAUGCGGAAAGCUGCGCAGCAGGCAAAGCAGGUGAAGCAGCAGAACGAGAGCGUGGCAGCGCAAUCACGCGCCAAGCAGCCACAGCCAGGGCUGCUGGCCCCUUCUUCUCUCCGUUUCAGGCCGCAGGAAUGCCCCGUCCUGGCUAUGCAGGCACUCAUCACCGCUGCGGAGGUCAUGCACUACACUGCCGGGCGGGGGCGGGGGCGGGGGCGAACGGGCGACCGUGCAGGCGACGGCAGCAGCAUCACGGCAGCGGCUGAGGUUACAUCCGCAGGCAGCAUGGUGGGCGGAAACAGCGCUGACAGCAACAGCACCAGUCGUUGCAACAGUGGAGGCGCGUUCGCAGGGUCUAGCAGCCACACCAGUGGUCACAGCAACACCUCUGGCUGCAGCAGUAGCAGCAAUGGAGGUUGCGGCGUGGUGGCUGUGUAUCCGGAGGAGUGGUGGAGGGAUGCGCUGGCUUCAUUGGACAUCGUAGUUGAGGAGCCCGACAGCCUGGAAGAGGCAUGCAACGUGGGAUAUCUCUUUGAGCUGUUGUGGCUAGUUAUCAUGCAUGAUUAUGAAGGCGGCUACAGUCACCACCGUGGCCUGCUGCUCUCCAGCGCCGUCGCCGCAAACCUCGGCAUCGCACAGCCGCUAGGCUUGGUGCCCUGCCUGGAGCGAGUCCUCCGUCGCGGCCUGCCGCAAAUGCCCGGCUUGGAAGUGGGCUUGUCACAGCUGUUCUCCAGCCUUAUUAAUGAAGAGGGAGCACGGUCACUGCUGCUUACGGUGGAUGCCAAACAAAUGGUGCCGUUCUUGGUGACGACCAGUAAGGCAGUUCCGGUGCUUGUUUCCAAGGAGGUCUCUUCGUCUGACAGCACCGUGGACGUCAUGUGCUCAUUUGCAAUGUACAGUGUACCGAAGGGGCUGCUCGAUGUGAUGCAGCUCUGUGGGAAGGUGUUGGCGCUGGGGGCCACGACCAGCGCCCAGGAUGUUGCAGCCCAGGAGGUGCCAGCAGCCGAGGUCACUUCGCAUGGGGGCGCGUCUGCGCCAGUGCUGCCGGGCUCAGUCGCCAUUGCCGAUAGCUGCCGCGGCUGCGCUGCCAUGGCUGGCCACGACCGCGGUGCUAACGAGGCUAGCGGCGACCGUGAUGCUGGCGAUUCCAGUGACCUUCCGAGCAUCUCGGAGGUGUCCACAGAAGCCGCUGAGCGGAUUCUGCUGAUCGGAUCGGUCAUGGCGGCGCGACGGCUCCCGGUGGUGGCGGCCACCCUGCCGCAGGUGGCAACACGCUUGUUGGGGACACACACCGAAAUUGAGGAAAUUGUGGCGAACAUGUUGCUGGAAUGGGUGCCGCUGCUUGCGACUUCGUACCUCCUGGCGUUGGAACGGCAUCAGGCGGCUGCCGCAGCCGCUUGGAAGCAGCUGCUGCUGGUGGACAUGGACAUCUUCAGCUUGGUGGACGUGGCUGUGUGGGCGACAUGCCGGGUCGCAAUCCUGGCCCAGGGGCGGUUGCCCAUUGGACCCCAUAACCGCCCUGCUCUGCCUCCUGUGGGGCCGGCGGUUCAGGCGAUGCUGCUGGCCUUCCCUGCUGAGUUCGCUGCUGCCAUGGCGCCCCGCUGUGCGGAGAUGAUGGCAGAGCCUGCAGGUACCGGACGCAGCAGCAGCAGCAGCAGCGGUGGAGCCCGCAGUAAGGGCGGCAACGGAGGCGGAGGCGGUGCAUCACGCAGGGGGCGGCUGCCCGUGCCCAGCUUGGUAUCCGUGCUGCGGAAGGGAGACCACAUGUUUUCGGAAGUCUCGCAGCGUGAGAGGAUAAGGCGGCUGCUGGGAGACUGUGGCGAGGAGGGGCGGCUGAGUGCGAUGGAGGAGGUGCGGAUGGGGCUGGAGACGGAGCAUGGGUGCGUGGCUGAGCGACUGACGCCGCCGCACCU